CUAAGAAACAUUAGCAGAAUAGAGAAGUUUCCGUUUUUAAGAAGUCUUCGGUUUUCCGACUUUGAGAACAAUGGCGUCAGAAUCUCCGAGUUCGGUCCGCAAAGUUGUUGUCCACUUGAGAGCAACUGGCGACGCUCCCAUACUCAAGCAAGCCAAAUUCAAGAUAGAUGGAACUGACAAAUUUGUCAAAGUCAUCGACUUUCUUCGUCGACAACUUAACAGGGACACACUGUUUGUAUAUGUCAACAGUGCCUUUUCCCCAAACCCAGAUGAGUUGGUGAUUGAUCUGUACGACAAUUUUGGGUUUGAUGGGAAGCUGGUGCUUAAUUAUGCUUGCUCCAUGGCAUGGGGUUAAGGAACCAGUGGUAGAUUCUGAGCUGUAUUGCUGACUAGGAACCAAAAUUACGAAGGGGCUUACACUUUUCUCUCCCUCCUGUUACAUACGAAAUAACAAUGAUGAUUUGAAAAAGGACCUCCUCAAAAGCAUGCUGCAGUUGGUAGCGAUACAACACUAGUGUUGCAUUGCAUUCUUGAAUAAUGCCCAUUGUUUCUUCUUAUCUUUGUAUAUGAUCUGGAUUUCCAAUAUGCAAUUUCUCAGUUGUGAUGUGGUACAUAGACCA
This is a messenger RNA of Telopea speciosissima, 620 nucleotides long. Its product is annotated as ubiquitin-like protein ATG12. Lineage: Eukaryota; Viridiplantae; Streptophyta; Magnoliopsida; Proteales; Proteaceae. The transcript has 6 exons. The coding region runs from base 71 to 355 and encodes 94 amino acids. Gene Ontology annotation, cellular component: Atg12-Atg5-Atg16 complex; phagophore assembly site membrane; cytoplasm. Gene Ontology annotation, biological process: autophagy of mitochondrion; C-terminal protein lipidation; autophagosome assembly. The record is from RefSeq and is a predicted model, not a curated record.